Messenger RNA from Ahaetulla prasina, 1417 nucleotides. It is a transcript of the gene ATRAID, whose product is annotated as all-trans retinoic acid induced differentiation factor. The coding region runs from base 44 to 733 and encodes 229 amino acids. Gene Ontology annotation, biological process: positive regulation of osteoblast differentiation. Lineage: Eukaryota; Metazoa; Chordata; Lepidosauria; Squamata; Colubridae. The transcript is spliced from 7 exons. The record is from RefSeq and is a predicted model, not a curated record. Gene Ontology annotation, cellular component: intracellular membrane-bounded organelle.
UAUACAGAUUCACGUGACUAAGAUUGCGAUCAUGUGACACAUCAUGGCUGCGCCCAGCUGGCUCUGGGUUCCCCAGCUGUACCUGUAUUUGGUAGUCCCUUCCUUUGCAGGGUUCCUGGUAGACACGUUAGAGCAGGUCUGCGGCUGCUGUGCUGGGCCCAUGCGAAAUGAGUCCGCAGCAGCCGUUUUCUGCGGUUCCCGGGUGGGUACGAUUCGGCGGGGCCGUUGCUGCUUAGAGAGGGACAAGAAGAUUGUUUUGGGGUUGGAUUAUGGGAACUGCUCAUUGCAUCAGCUGUGCUCUGGUUUCCAGGAAGUGAAUACAGCUUUUGUCAUUGAUCUAACUGACAAUCCACUGGAAAGUCUCCCUGAAGACCGCUUCCGAGGAUUCAUUCAGCUGCAGACCCUUGCUUUGCCUCAGAAGCUGGAUUGUCCUGGAGGCAGUGAAGUAUGGAAAAAUAUCACCAUCCAAGGGAACAAUCGUAUCUGUCAAGACCAGAAGAGCUCCUGCAAUGGCUCAUUGGGACUUGUUUGGGUAUGCCCAGAGGGAUCGCUUUGUACUUCUGAUGGACCCGGUUUGUCCCAGUGCCUCUGUGUAGAUCCAUACCAUGGCUAUAAAUGUUUGCGCCAGGGCGAUUUUCCAUACCUGCUGUUCUUCGGAACUUUGGGAGCCAUCACUAUCACUCUCUCCACCUUCCUUUGGAUCACCCAGCGGCACAAAGCCAAAACCGUUUAGUGGCCUCUCCAUUCUCCAGGCCCACCAACACUACACAAAGGAGGUGCUAGUUUACAAGUCUCGUCUGCUGUCUGUUGUUAGUUACCUUUGUUUUUGGAACUGGAAGUUCCCAAUUUUUCUGGGGGAAAUAAUUUUUGGAUUAGAGCCUGUCAGAGUGGUUACACUCCAUUACCUGUUUGGGAGAACACUGCAGCAGUUAUUGUACAGGAACACAUUAUUUUCAAUUGGUUGCUUUGCCAAUGCAUGGAAAUUGGGACUAUCAAUAAAAUAAAAUAUAAAAAGAGAAGUGUGGAAAAUUAAUGUCUAAUUGGAUGUUAGAUAUUCUUUGGAGUGUACAUUUAAUUUCUAAUAAAGUAAAUACAAGUAAUCAGGGUUGUGUCUGGAUAUGAUGAAAACCAGUGCUUGUGUGAUUCCUGAUUCCUUAGAGCUUAAUACAGAUUUCUUUCUUCUACUAUUAGAAGCAGGGAGCCUGAGAAAAAGUGCUAGUUAGAAGCAGUAUAUGGGUGCUCUUUUUCAGGGGAAGUUUUUCUGGGUCUGGAACGUUUAAAAGAGAGUUUAUGAGACACUCAUCCCCAUCCUUACUCCUGUUACUUCAGGACACCUCUUGGAUUCUACCAUUAAUGGACCCUGUUGUUUUCCUGCCUUAAAAUGUAAAGGUUUAUUUGAAUAAAUAACUGAAGCCUA